Kwoniella botswanensis is the source of this 1560-nucleotide messenger RNA. RefSeq lists its product as uncharacterized. Gene Ontology annotation, biological process: transmembrane transport. The record is from RefSeq and is a predicted model, not a curated record. The coding region runs from base 1 to 1560 and encodes 519 amino acids. Lineage: Eukaryota; Fungi; Basidiomycota; Tremellomycetes; Tremellales; Cryptococcaceae. Gene Ontology annotation, molecular function: transmembrane transporter activity. The transcript is spliced from 12 exons. Gene Ontology annotation, cellular component: membrane.
AUGAGUCUACAUAGGCGUCACCUCGACGUCGAGCCUGACAGUGAACCUUUCUCAAGUCUCGAUGUUUACGACGAGCAUCCUCAGAACCUCAGAUAUGAGACUCCUCAGACCCUAGUCGGUACUCCUGCCGAAGAUUCGAAGGUGGAGGACAAGUACGACUUCUCCGCCUAUGCGUAUACGGAAGAGGAAUCCCGAGCUGUGGUCAGGAAGUUGGACUGGCAUAUAUUACCAUUCAUCUUCUUUGGUUAUCUGUUCAAUGCCUUGGAUCGAAACAAUAUAUCCAAUGCCAAAUCAGGUGGGAUGACGGAAGACCUGCGCUUCCCACAAGAUGGGUAUCGUACUCUGCUAUGUAUCUUCUUCAUUCCUUUCACGAUUGGGGUAGUUCCCAUGGUUAUGUUGACUAGAAGGGUUGGCCCGCGGUAUACUAUACCGGGCUAUAUGCUAGGAUGGGGAAUCAUGGCAGUUUUGGGGGCAGCAUGUACCAAUUUUGGAGGCGCUGUGGCCGUUAGAUUCGUUCAAGGAAUUUUUCAAGCGGGAUUUUCACCCUCUUUGAUAUAUUACCUGACAACAUUUUAUAGUAGAGGGGAGCUUGCCAAGAGAAUCGGAGUCUUCUACUCAACGAACGCGCUGUCAGGUGCAUUUGGAGGCCUGAUAGCAUACGGGGUAUUCCAACUAGACUCCAAGCUGAAAGGAUGGCAGAUACUGCUAUUGAUCGAAGGAGCUUUGACGGUAGGCUGGGCAGUGUUAACCGCAUUCAUGCUGCCCUGGUCGUCCUCGACAGCAGCUUUCCUCAAUCCAAGAGAGAAAGAGGUAGCGCGUUUACGGGUCCUGAAAGAUGGAUCUGGUACUGUUGAUGCGAAGUUCGACGUCAAUGCCUUCUUCGCCCCACUGAGGGAUUGGAAGUUAUACACCUACGCUAUCAUCGGUUUGUUAUACGGCAUCGCAACUUCUGUUGCUGAUAGUUUCAUGACACAAAUCGUGUCAAGAUUUGGUUACUCAGUAGUCAAGACCAAUUUGUUCACUGUUGCGCCUUUCGCGUUUGGCACUCUCAUGAUGAUCACCACAGCAUGGUCAUCGGACUACUUUCGGGAAAGAGGGUUUCACCUGGCCAGUGCUAUAUCAUUGGCAUUCAUUGGUUGCAUCAUACUGGUAUCUGUGCCCGUAUCCAAUCAUGCUGUAGGAUAUUUUGCAGUCUUUCUGAUUACAGGAGGUGCCCAAACGCCGAGUGUCAUCUUUCAUUCGUGGCAUCCGUCCAAUGAAGCAAACGAAGAUGCUCGAGCGUUCAAAGUGGGAGUUCUCACCUUUGUCGCAAACUCAGGAGGUUUUGUGUCUGCCAAUAUAUUCCUGGACAAAUGGAGCCCGGCAUAUAGUAUACCUCUCAUCAUCGUAGCGGCCACACAAGGCUUGGCGAUCUCGAUCAUCGUGGCGUUCAGAAUGUGGAUGCAAUACGACAAUGGAAAAAGGAACACAGCUCAGAGUGUCAAUUGGACUUCGAAGGAUAUACCGACCGAAGCCUUGAAAGCUGGCCCGCGUAAUCCGUCUUUCAGGCAUUUCGUGUGA